GAUUAGGCUCAGCUCCCUUUCUUCCUAGCUUCUCGUCUCGUCGCCUCUUUCUACGCUUCAACCCCUUCAUGGCCCAAGCCGAUGCAGCUGGCAGUGCUGCUCAUCCUGCAGCUGUCACUGGCUCCUCCUCCUCCUCGGCUGGCUACGGUGUGGAAGGAGCUUCGUCGCACCCGCUUGAAAUUGCAAUAAAGUCGCCUGGCGGUGGGCAGGGACUCGCGACCCUGGCGCUGCACCCGCUGUGCCUGGACGACCUCGCGAGCUACCAUGAGCUACAUGCCGACCCUCGUGUGUGGGAGCAUCUUCCAUCUGGCCGGCACACUACACUGGACAGAUCGCGCCAGGAUCUGGAAGUGCUGGCGGCAGAGUGGGAGGCAGUGGGGCUGAGUUACUGGGCCGUAAGGGAUGCACAAGGCGGCCUGGCUGCCGUGGGCGGGGCCCGGCUGAUCGGGCAAGGCACGGUGUGGAACCUGUACUACCGCGUUGCGCCAAGGUACUGGGGCUGCGGCAUCGCGGCGAAAGUGGCGCACAGAGCAGUCGAAGCAGCACGGCGCCUGCAGCCCCAUCUGCCCAUCGUCGCCUAUCUGCUCGAGCACAACACCGCGAGCAAGCGCAUUGCCGAGCAGGCGCUUGCCACGCCGGUGCGAUGGCGGGGGCCAGAUGCCGGCAAUGACGACCCCCACGCCGUCCGGUUGGUCUAUUCAGAUCGGCCCUUGGACGAUGCUGCCCUUCGUGUGGUGACCUCGUGAUGGUCAAUCCAUACUUUUACUCUUCUUUUCAUCAACAUGGCACCGGCAAACAGAUCUGUCUUUGCGAGCUGUGGGUCCUGGCGCAUUGAAGACUAAGAAACUACCGCAAUACGCUGCUGAGACCAAGAGGGUACAACAACAAAACUGUCUCUAGAACUUCUCUUGUGCCGGGCGCAGGUCGAGCUCGUGCGUCCACAGCGCCGGGCUCUGCUCCAUGAGAUGGAGAUACUCUGCGCCCACUGCAGUGGCGCUCAUGCGCGCCCCCGUGCGCGUCUCCUCGGAGUCCUCAUCACGGAUGGGACCAUUGGCGACAGCGUGCACCGCGUGGAUGCCGUACUUUGACGUCUCCUUGGCCAGGGCCUGCACCACGCUGC
Acaromyces ingoldii is the source of this 1120-nucleotide messenger RNA. RefSeq lists its product as hypothetical. The transcript has 2 exons. Bases 69 to 746 code for a protein of 225 amino acids. Lineage: Eukaryota; Fungi; Basidiomycota; Exobasidiomycetes; Exobasidiales; Cryptobasidiaceae. The record is from RefSeq and is a predicted model, not a curated record. Gene Ontology annotation, molecular function: acyltransferase activity, transferring groups other than amino-acyl groups.